AUGGCAUAUUUCCUCAUUUAUUUAGAUCUUCUCUUGGUAGUGUUUUAUAGUUAUCACUGUAGAAAUUUUACACAUCUCUUCUAGGUGUUCGAUAGUUCUUAAUUCUAAUUGUAGAUUCCUGUGACUUUUCCACAUAUAUAAUUGUAUUAUCUGUGAAUGAAGAUGUUUUACUUCUUUCUUUCCAAGGUUUAUGUCCCCUACCCCCCACCCCUUGCCUUACUGCACUAGCUGGGACCUUCAGUAUAAUGUUGAAUAGAAGUGAUGGUAGUGGACAUCUUUGUCUUGUUUGAUAUAUAAUAAAUUUAAAGAAAGUCCCUGUUUAUGUUCAAGGGAACAUAUGAGUUUACCUAGUUCAGUUGUUGACUAUUUUUCCUUUUUGUAGGCAUGGUGAAUGUAAAAGCAAACCCAAAGGUAAUUGACACAGGAGGAGGCUUCCUUUUGGAAGAGGAAGAAGAAGAGGAGCAUAAGAUUGGACAAGUUGUUCAUCAACCAGGACCUGUUAUGGAAUUUGAUUAUACAAUAUGUGAAGAAUGUGGGAAAGAAUUUAUGGAUUCUUAUCUCAUGAACCACUUUGAUUUAGCAACUUGUGAUAACUGCAGAGAUGCUGAUGAUAAACACAAGCUUAUAACCAAAACAGAAGCAAAACAAGAAUAUCUUCUGAAAGAUUGUGAAUUAGAAAAGAGAGAACCAGCUCUUAAAUUUAUUGUGAAGAAGAAUCCUCAUAAUUCACAGUGGGGUGAUAUGAAACUCUACUUAAAAUUACAGAUUGUGAAGAGGUCUCUAGAGGUUUGGGGUAGUCAGGAAGCAUUAGAAGAAGCAAAGGAAGUUCGACAGGAAAAUCGGGAAAAAAUGAAACAGAAGAAGUUUGAUAAAAAAGUAAAAGAAUUGCGGCGAGCAGUUAGAAGCAGUCUGUGGAAAAGGGAAACAGUUGCACAUCAACACGAGUAUGGACCAGAAGAAAAAAUAGAAGAUGACAUGUACCGGAAGACUUGUACUGUGUGCGCCCAUGAACUGACUUAUGAGAAAAUGUGAUUUUUAGUUCAGUGAUCUGUUUUACACUAUUUUAUAUUUAAAUAAAGGAAAUUUAGAUUGGUCCUAGGGAGUAUGAACUCAAAAUAAUUUUAAAUUCUAUUCAGAAUUCACCUAAAUGUAGAAGUCUUUGUAGAUGAAAUACUGUAUAGUGCUUCAGUAAUAAGUUAUGUACAUUAUGGCCUAAGAACAAGUUUCAGUUAAGGCUCAGGUUCGUUGUGGGCAGAAUGUUGGGUCUAUGAUUGCUGUUUCUGUAAUGGGUGAGGAGCUGAAUGGUGUAGAGUAUGUUCAAAAGUGGUAGGAUAGAGCUAUGAAUUGAGGGAAUAAGAGAUAAGUGCAGACUCUAGACUGCUAGGGUAGGAGGAAGAGCUUUAAAUAAAGGCAAAAGCUGGCUGAACUGGACUCCUGCGACAGCGUUAGCUGUGCUGGCGGAAUAAAAGCUGUUUAAAAGAUUACCACCUAGAAGUUGGGUAAACAGGAAACCACAUCCUGUCAGCAGAAAGUAAGGUUAGAACAACCCCUGAAUUACCACUUCCUGCUUAGUGUUUUUCUAGUCCCUUUCCGCUUCUUACAGGCUCCGCAUGUGCAGAACAAAGUAUGACCGCUGUUUGACUUCUCUUGGCCCACCAAAGGGGGCAAAGUAGUACAGAAGAUCAGUGUGCCUGGCCAUAUCCCAUAAUAAGUGAUGUCAAGGGCUGCUGAGGGGAUUUCAUCUUGAAUAUCAGCAGGUUCCAUCUUGGAUUCCAGAUGCGUGUGCAACCUAAUUAGUACGCAUUGCCAUUCCGCAAAGUACCCACCCCUUCAUAGAAACCCUGAAUAUUCAUUGCUCUAUUGUCUCUACCGCACUUAUAUAAGUCCUAGCCUUGCUUCCCCCUUUGAGUCAUUCUUUUGGAGCAGCAUGAACCCCCACUGACUCCUUUUACUUGUUACAAGUAAAAUAACCCUGUUAGAGCCAAACCCCAAAUCAUCUCCUCUGUGUAUUCUUACAAGAGAAAGACAAGGACCCAUGGAGUCUGGAGGGCCUCUGUGCUCUCAGCGGUAACACUAUCCCAAGAAACAAACAGGGAUGGUGGUAUACCCCUGUACCUCAGAGGCUGCGUCAGGUCUUCUAGGGAAUUUUUUCCCAAGACUAUGGAGGGAGUGGGGAGCUAUUGCUGGGAGAAGUCAUGACAAGUACCUGGAACAAAAAAAUGACUUGUGGGAGUCUAGUCAUGUUUUCAGACAUUAGUGUCUAGGCAGCCCUUUUCAAAUACUGGAUUAAAAUGGAAAGACAGCUACUGUCAAGGUUAAAUAUCUGAUUGUUGACCAAAGAAAGUACUCAUAAGUUUUAUCAUCACCACCACUAACAUUUACUGGAUUACCAACAUUUACCACAUGCCAGGUAAGCACUAUGCUAAGUGCCUCACAGGUAUUCUCAUGCAAUCCUGAGGAGACAACUUGCUUUUGUACUUAUUUAGCACUUACUAAGGGAAGGAAGUGACAUCACCUCACAUCACUCCAAGCAUUUGGAUCAAGUUUAGCUGAUCAAAUUUCCCUGUAUCUUGUAAAAAGAAUUACAGAGUAGUUACAGCUAGUAAAUAAUAGGAUUUGAUCCCAUGUGCUUGACUAUAGGGACUAUGUAUUUUUUUUGACAAAAAUUCAAGUUAAAACUAGGUAUUUUCAAGUUGUUCUUUAAUAAACUCUUUAUCCUACUGCUACAAAUAUAAGUAGGACGUUUAUACAUUUUUAUCUUUCAACCAGCUGUUGAUUAUUUUUGGAGAAAGGCAAAAGUCAAAAUAAGUCAAAUGAGAACAAUCAGGUUAGAGACUGUAAUUACUUUAUGUAAGUAUUCAAUGCAGAAAUGUUUAAUAUGUUUUUCAAGUGCUGAUUCUGAACAGGGACAGAAAAUAUUCCCUGGGACAAAAAAGCUUCCAUCUUGAUGACAGAAUAACAACUAGGGGUUUGGGCUGUACUGAGGAAGGGAUGAGCUCUUGAGCCAGAUGGUUCAAAUUCCACUUACUGGCUGUGGACCUUGGGCAAAUUACUCUAGGGGCCUGUUUUUAUCUGUAAAGUGGGCAGGACUACUGUGAAGAAUAAAUAUGGUGAGUUUAUAGCACCUGGCACUAAUAGCCACCAGUUAUUGAGCACAUAUUAACAUCAAGACCAAUAUAUUUAGUUUUGUCUAGUUGAGGUAUGUUUCUAUUCAUGCUUUACCACCAUCAAUUUUAGACAAUCCUGGUUUCCAGAUAUCACUGACAGCCCAAUCUGCUUUACCCAUGUUGGCAAGGUCUUUCCUUGUCUUUCAUUUUCAGAUGUAAUUAUACAUCAGUAAAUUAUACAAACCGCUGCUAAAUUCUUUCCAGGAAAACAAAAAACAAAAAAAUUAUCUUCAUUUUAAUCGCUGCAUGAAUAAUUCCUGGAGGGGAGAUGUGGAAUCAAGGAAAACAGAGUAUAUAUUCACUUUAUCAAAAGCAUAUUAAAUGGCAUCAGUACAUUUAACGGAAUAUUGAUUUAUUGCAAGGUGACGUGUAGUGACGUGCCAUCCUUUUGUCUGUGCGAGUUUCAUUACUGGGGAAAGUAACUGUUGAAUGUUUGCUCUUAUACUUUUAUUUCUUCCAAAUUCAAUCCCUAUUUCAGUUUUUCCAUAGGUAUAGGUUCAGACUGGGAUAGAGCAGGUCACAUCAGUAGAAGAACAGUUGUUAGGAGUAACCAUUACACAUGAAGAGAGGAUCCAAGAAAAAAGGAAAUGAAAACCUACAAAUCCCUCUAGAAUUUGGAUCAAGUACAACUAGCCAAACUUUGCAAUACAUUGCAAAAGGAUUAUAAUGCAGGUUAGGCUCAAAUUAAAAGUUGUCAACAACUUAAAUGAUUAUCUUUUGAUUCUCUGAGGACAGGAGCCAUUUCUAAGUAACUACAUAGUUUGUGCUGUGCUUACGCAAUGGGAAGGAGGGACAUAUAAACAAAAGAACAUUUAGCCAAGAACCUGGGUUUUAGUCCCCUUUCUGCUAGUAACCUACCAUGCAACUUUGAUCUUGUGAAUAAUUAUUUCUUGUCUUAGAUGGUAUGGUAUUUAAAAAUCUUAGGAAUUCCCAUCUAUUGAGUGGACUAUAUUCUGUAGCCAAUCGAAUGUAUGGUAAACCAAAAAGACCAUAUAUGGAAAAUGCUUAAUGCAUCAUAAGCUUAUAAUGUAUUGAGUAAAAGAAGAUACGUAUGUUGGAAGCAAACAAAAAUACUACCAGUAGUUGUGGGAUUACUGGUAAAGUUUCUCUAAAGCUUAAUGAAAGAAGUAAAAAAAUUCUAGAAAUCUGGAAUGUCAGAUAAUCCCUUACACUUAUAUAUUGUUUUACAAAACAGUCUCAUAUCUUAUUUAAGCCUCAAAACCAUGUAGGAAUUAGUAGUUACUGGGACCAGAUUUCAUAGAAACAAAAUUCAAACCCACAUCUAAUUCCAAGUAUAGUUUUAGUCAGUCUGGCUACCCCAAGUUCCACUUCAACCUGUAUACGACCUUCAGAGGCUAGGAGAAAUGAUUGGAUGCUCUAAGCAGGGCUUGGAACCAGUUCAUUCUGGUUUGAACCCCUGCUGAUAAUUUACCUUUUUAACAAGUUCCCAAGCAAUGCUAAUGCUGCUGGUUAGGGACCAGUUCUGAGAACCACUAGUAGAGCAGUGAUUCUCAAAAUUUAUUAUACAUAAGAAUAAACUGGGGAUCUUGUGAAAAAUGUAGAUUCUGAAUCAGGAUACAGUUACGAACGGCUGACUUAUAGACAACUCGUACUUGCUCUUUUCUGUUAUGUAAAUUUGCCCUCACUAUGAAACACCAACUCCUACUUGCAACAAAUUCUUCAUCACAAUCACCUUCACUUGCUGCACGUACAGCUUUUAAAUCAUUGAAAAGGCUAGAGCCUUUUCUUGCACUAAAGGCUAAAUGAUAACUGUAUGCACCUGUUCCAACUUCCCUAAAAAUGUGACUUAACAGUUAGGAACUGAUCUCAUUCAUAACCCAGGGACUGCAUGCAUCUGGGGUGGAAAUGCAAAUUCUCAGCAAACCGGUUAGAAGCUCUGGCUCUAAUACCAAAAAAAAAAAUACCACCUAAAAACCAAACCUAUUGCUGGACCCUAUAGGACAGAGUAAAACCGCCCCAUAGGGUUUCCAAGGCUGUAAUCUUUAUGGAGACAGACUGCCACAUCUUUCUCCCAUGGAGUGGCUGGUAGGUUCAAACUGCUGACCUUUUGGUUAGGAGCUGACCACUUGAACCACUGUGCCACCAGGGCUCUGGCUCUAAGACAGUGGUUCCAAAACUUGUCUGCCCAUUGGAAUCACCUGGGGAGCAUUAAGGACUACUGUAUUGAUGUCUGCGUCCCACUUGCAGAGAUGGUGGUUUAAUUUUUAAAAUAGUUUUUAGAAGAUUCCCAGGUAAUUCUAAUAUUCAGACAAAUUUGGGAACAACUGCUCUUAAGUAGUUAUAUACUAACAAAGUGUCAUACUACUUGAAAAUACUCUGAAAACAAAAUUUCAAGUGAAGAUAAAUACAUCUUCAGUAAGAAAUUACCAAUUUUAAAGUAGACUGAUGAUAAAUCAUGAAAUACUAAAGUUUAAAAAACAUAGUUUUAUUCAGCCAUGUUAGGUUAUCCAUGAGAUGUGAAAAGCUAUGCUACUUGGUAAUAAAUCCACCAGUUCUAUACAUUACUUUGUAAGCUUGACCUCUAGUGUUUGACAUACUUCAAAUCAGUUUUUUUUUUUUUAAUGCCUUAAGAAGAGAAAAUACCAAAUUAGUCAGAAAAGCUGUACCGUCACAUAUAAGACAUCUCAUGGUCAGCGUCACAUUACUGUCAUUAGAAAAUCAUUUGCUUUUUAGGGGCAAUUAAAGGUAAUCAACUUAAUGAUCCUCACUGUCCUCCUCCCCCUUUGUUUCAUUUAUUAAGUGAAAGGAUACUACAAGAAAGCAAGCAUUCAAACCAUCAAAAACAAGACAAAUUAUUUUAAGAUAUUAAAAAAAAUUCUUGACAUGAGGGUAAAAAUGACCCUUAGGCCUGCAGGGCACAGAAUUGCUGGAACACAGCCAGGAUAUGAGGGUCUAAUUCAGCAGUGAAGAGGAGGUUCUCCAGGGUCACCAUGUACUGCUGGAUUAUUUGGUGAUGCUGUGGACAGAGAAAAGGCUGUUUAGUCAGGAGAAAGAGCACAUAAGCAAUCUUACAGAACACUUCCUUCAGUAGGGAGGAAAAAAAAAAAAAAAA
This is a messenger RNA of Trichechus manatus latirostris (Florida manatee), 6240 nucleotides long. It is a transcript of the gene XPA, whose product is annotated as XPA, DNA damage recognition and repair factor. Lineage: Eukaryota; Metazoa; Chordata; Mammalia; Sirenia; Trichechidae. The coding region runs from base 385 to 1032 and encodes 215 amino acids. Gene Ontology annotation, biological process: nucleotide-excision repair involved in interstrand cross-link repair; base-excision repair; nucleotide-excision repair, DNA damage recognition. The record is from RefSeq and is a predicted model, not a curated record. Gene Ontology annotation, cellular component: nucleotide-excision repair factor 1 complex. Gene Ontology annotation, molecular function: damaged DNA binding. The transcript has 5 exons.